Messenger RNA from Humulus lupulus (European hop), 1083 nucleotides. RefSeq lists its product as uncharacterized. The record is from RefSeq and is a predicted model, not a curated record. The transcript has 2 exons. Lineage: Eukaryota; Viridiplantae; Streptophyta; Magnoliopsida; Rosales; Cannabaceae. Bases 1 to 1083 code for a protein of 360 amino acids.
AUGGCAAAGGGGGCAAAGAUGCAGGGGAAAGCUAGGGUUUCAGGCAAGAAAAAGAAACGGGGACCGACUUCUUCAAAUCGGGGUGUUAAAACUAGAUCUAUGGAUGAGAUUUUGGGUGUUAAGGAGCUGGAAUUCGCGGAUGAAGAAGAUGAGCCAUCUAAACAAUUGGGCACAGAUGUUGCUACAGGUAAGUUGACAUCUCCUCCCAUUCUUCGUUUUGGGAAACUAGUCGAAAAUCUAGAUAGUAGCUUUGUGAACUUGGAGACAGAGGAGGAAUUGAAGGAUAAGGAACAAAUGAAGAGGACAGUUGGGGUGAAAAUUGAGCUAGAAGACAUUGAAGAGGAAAUAAAUUACUGGCAAUCGGUCAUUGUUUGUUAUGUCAUAGGUGCUAACCCACCUCUACAUGUGCUAGAACGUUUUGUGCGAAGGAUUUGGAAGCAUCAUGGAGUUGAUAAAGUUGGUACUCUAUCUCAUGGUGUGUUCAUUGUUAGAUUUCAGAAUAUGGAGGAUAGGGAUAAGGUCAUAAACGUGGGUUACAUAUUCCUUGAUAAGAAGCCUCUUAUCAUGAAACGGUGGAAUUCUAGUGAUGAUUUUACAAAGGAGGAUGUCAAGACAGUGCCUAUCUGGGUUCAACUUGGGGGUCUAGAUAUCAAGUACUGGGGAGAUAAGGCCUUAUUCAAGAUUGUGGGGCAGCUGGGUAAACCUAUUCAGGUAGAUAAUAUUACAAAAAGAAGGGAGAGACUACACUUUCCAAGGAUAAUGGUUGAGGUAUCAAUUACACAAGCAUUCCCGCAUACAAUUUCAUUCAUCAAUGAAUUGGAUCAAGAUAUUGAGCUUACUGUGAAGUAUGAAUGGUUGCAUGUAUGUUGUGAGUAUUGUAAGGGUUUGGGUCAUACGACACCUAUAUGCAAGAAGAAGGGGCCAACCACUGGUGCAGCUCCGCAGACUUGGGUGCCAAAGAAAUCAGCAGAUGGAAAGCUGACAAAGGGGAAGAAGCAAGUGGUGAAAGCGGAUGGUUUUCAAAAAGUUGUUAAAGGGAAAAAAAGUGCAAGCAUCAGUGGACAAUAUCACAGAGGUGCAUAA